AUGUGUACAAAACAAUUGGUCAUCGUACUUUGUAUUAUCAUAUCAAAGAUAUACGCUAGUGUUUCUAUCAUAGAAAAUGAUGUCUUACAAAGAAGUAGAAGACAACUGUUGUUUCCUAAUUCAACUCUUUUUCAAUUCAACGCCGGUGUUGGCACACCAACACCUAUAAAGACAAUUAACUUCAACUGGGCUUUUCAAGCAAAUUUCCAGCUACCAUGGAACAGGUCUCAAAUACCAUUAGAUAUACUAGAAGCUGAAUCUGGUUAUCCUGGAUUCUCUAGAAGGAAACGAGAAGUAAAUGAUGAAAAAUCUGAUCAUGAUAUUACUCAGCCAGAAAAUUAUCAGAACGAUGCCAAGUUGUAUCACUUCUAUAAAUAUGUUGAAGAUGUUUUAAAUGGCUUUGGUUACAACGGAUCAUCUUGCGUGUUGAGAACUCUCUGUCAACUGGCCGCUGAACCACUGCAUGUUGAUGACGACGAGGAUCUACUGCAUGAAAUAGCAACAUUCGUACUUAAUCCUGAAAAUGACAACGAUGGCACUGCAAUACCUGAAGCAACUCCUUAUAUCGACGCGUACAAAUCUGGCUCCUGCGUUGAACAGUGCUAUGAUAAAUUUAACGACUGUGAUUCUUGA
This is a messenger RNA of Papilio polytes (common Mormon), 633 nucleotides long. RefSeq lists its product as uncharacterized. The coding region runs from base 1 to 633 and encodes 210 amino acids. The record is from RefSeq and is a predicted model, not a curated record. The transcript has 5 exons. NCBI's taxonomy places the organism in Eukaryota, Metazoa, Arthropoda, Insecta, Lepidoptera, Papilionidae.